AUGACACAAAAAUGGAUAAAAAAAUUCCAAAAUGUCGGGCUAAUUGACGUUUGUCAGAGUCAGAAUCACUUUUUUAAUUUCGACAAUCAAGUAAAAAUAUUUUCAAGAGAGCAACAGGCCGAAACCGGCGCUGUACGGAAAAUCAAUGUGCAACCAGAUACGCAACAAGAUUAUGAUUCAGAUGAGGAAAUGAUGUUGAAAGAGUACAAAUAUUUUUCAAAACUUGCGGAGAAAAGACGCAACGAAAGACUCAAAGCUAGGCUCGAACGUAUAGAUGAAGAUUUUGUUCAAAAUGAUAUGAAUAAUCCAUCUUAUGCGGGAAUUGAUCGGAAGUAUCAUGACGAUCGUAGAGAUUUUGAUCGAAAAUAUCAUGAUUUUGAACAACGUGAUUACGUUCCCGAAAAUCAUGAUAGAGAAAGCUAUAAUAAAAAAUAUUACGAUCAGAAAUAUAAUUUCGAGCAACAAAAUUACGAUCAACAACGUGAUGAUCGACCUAAAUUUUACACAUAUGUGGAUACUCCACAACGCUUUCAAGAUAAACCACUAAUUAAACACAUAGAUAGUUAUGUUCACAAUGAACAAGAUUUUCUGGACAAUCAACGAAGGGUACAAUUUUCAGUACCGAUCUCCCAAGAACAACGUUUUUCAUACGAACCAGAGUCUAUACAAAACCAAAACCGCCAGUUUUUUCGUGCGAAUCCUAAUCAAGACGCUCAAUCUUCUCGCGUGUUUUCAAACCAAAACAUGAAUCAAAUAAACUUACCACAAAGCGAUCGAUAUGGAAAUGAGCAAAGUUAUGGUUUGGUUCCAGGUCAUAUGAACCAUGAUAGUUACGUGACAUCGAAUAGAUCAAAUUUUAGUUUUGGAAAUCAAAAUUUGCCACGAACGACAUAUUUAAAACGUCUAAAGCAGAUUCCAUCUUUCAAUGGUGAUAACUACAGGGAGUUGAAAACGUUCAUUACAAAGGCUGAUACUUUAUAUCAUUAUGCAACUAAUUCAAGUGAAGAAGAUGAAUUUUUUGAGCAAAUGAUGUUCCAACUGGGCGAAGAGCCACGGAAUUUGUUAAUAAACAUGAGUAAUCCAUCUUGGGAGGUAAUCAAACAAAAGUUGAUGAAGCAUUAUGCGUAUUUGUCGAACAAAGAAAUUUUGGCGAGUCAAAUGGAGAACUUACGUCAAGAGAAAGGCGAAUCAUUGUCAAAAUACGUUGAACGUAUAAGACAACUUCAGAAAGAUAGAAAUUCGACAUACAGUUUUAUGUCUGAUGAUUUGCGCAAAGAACAUGACCGCAUAGCUCGUCGUGCAUUCAUAAACGGUCUUGGAGACAGUAAAUUGCGUAACAUUAUGACAAUCAGAGGCUCAAGUUCUUUGGAAGACGCUAUUACCCAUGCUCUUGGAGCCGAAAGCGACUCUUUAAGUCAAGUUCCGAGAGGAGAGCUAUUCUGCAGGUUCUGUAGGACACUAGGUCAUCGGGAAACUGACUGCAGAAACAAAGACAGUGGUGAUAAAAGUCUAAAUCCGUUAAUUUCUGCCAUACGUUCAAUCACAAAUCAAAAUAAUCAAAGAAAUUUCAAUCAAAAUUCGAACUGGAAUCGUAAUUCGAAUUGGAAUCGCAAUUCAAAUUGGAAUCGUAAUACAAAUUGGAAUCGUAACUCGAACUGGAAUAAUGGUGGCAUGAACCGAAACCAGCCAAGAAAUAAUAACAAUGAUUUUUGGCGUAAUAGAAACAAUGGCAUGCAAUCGUAUAAUCGAAAUUUUGGUAAUAACGGACAGGGAUAUAACAAUGGCAAUCGUAAUUCCAAUGGUGGCUAUAAUAAUGGCAAUCGUAAUUUCAAUAAUAAUAACAAUGGUUUCCGAAAUGGAAGCAAUGAUUUCCGAAAUUCUAAUGGUCAAAAUAAUCAAAAUCGUAAUGGUCAAAAUAAUCGUCAGUUCAACAGAUCAAAUAAUUUCGCAGGCAUUUUUAAUCAGGAAGAACAUGUGAAUCAUCUUCAGUAUGAGCAUGGUUCAGACAAUCAAUUUGAAGUAUCGGAAAACUAA
This is a messenger RNA of Sitodiplosis mosellana (orange wheat blossom midge), 2034 nucleotides long. Its product is annotated as homeobox protein 2-like. The transcript has a single exon. The record is from RefSeq and is a predicted model, not a curated record. Bases 1 to 2034 code for a protein of 677 amino acids. Lineage: Eukaryota; Metazoa; Arthropoda; Insecta; Diptera; Cecidomyiidae.